AUGGAUAUUCGGGACGAUCAGAACCUCGUGUUCAACAUAACAUUGGCAAAAUUUACAGGAUUAUACCAAAUGUUGAAUCCUCAAAACACACGGUGUCGUGGAUUAAACGUUCACCACUUUAUUAUGGCAUUCAUUGCGCUCUAUGUGUGUGUAAUUGGAAUGAUAUUGAACAUUAGCGGUGUGUACUAUUGGACGAACAAUAUGCCUUUGAGUAUAGAUUAUUUUUGGAAAGGUAUCAUUUGUGUGUACAUGUUCUAUCCAAUGUGUGUCAUCGUCCACUACUCGAAUGCCAUAUGGGACUGUUUGUCGAUCACUUGCUACGGUUUUACAUCGCAUAGCCACCGAGACAGACAUAUACUGGAUCGUUGGAGAGAACGAUCCAUCCUUAUAACGACCAUACUGCUCGUCACAUAUAUCACGUCACUGAUAAUUUACUUUGUUAGUACCCUGGCAUUGUCGAACGAUAUGUUACUGGUCAAAAAUCGCGACGGUUCGGUCAGCAAUUACCACUAUAACGUAAUAAAUUUGUUAUUUGUAUCGGACGAAGCGUACAAUGCACACUACAAUAUGUUUUACAUGGUUGAGACUUUGUUCGUAGUCUUCACUAUAAUAGGGACAUUCGUUUUUGAUUUUCUUCUGGUGACACUUUGUUUAGCUAUACGCUGUCAGAUGCAAAUGGUUUGCACCGCCUUCGAAUCAGUUGGGCAUAAAUGGUUUGGCGACAAUAUUUCCUUAGUUGAUUGCAGAGAUGAAAAAAAAAAGUUACCUUACGAAUACGACUUAAUAUAUGAUGAAAUAAAAACAAUUAUAAUGGAUCAUCAAGCAGUUAUGAAGAAAUAUGAUGCAUUUUUAACAAUAUUUAAACGAGUUGUGCUGUUACAAAUUGUUAUUUUUUCAAUGACGUUCAUUAUACUAUGUAUUUGUUUCAUAAUGAGUUUCUCCAAUGAUGAUAUAUUUAAAAGUUCAAGAAUAUUAACAAUAAAAAUAUUUUGUGUAAUUCCUCUAAACUUAUUUAAAUUAUUUGCACUGUGCUAUUUCUUUGGAAACUCACACGAUCAAAUAGAUUCAAUAAUAUUCGCAUUGUACAGCAGUAAUUGGACCGAAAUGGAUAUGAAGUGUAAACAAUUGAUAUUGUUAACAAUGAAAAUGAAUAAUGCCAACCAAAAAAAGUUAAAAUUUACUAGAACAAAAAUUGUAAACUUGGAAAUGUUUUUUAGGAUAAUGUGUGAUUCCUACUCAAUUUCAUCGGUUUUAAUCAACUGUAUAGAUAACAUGGAUGAAUAAUAUUAUUGUUAAACAACUUAGUUAAUUUAUACUAUGAAUAUAAAUA
Messenger RNA from Metopolophium dirhodum (rose-grain aphid), 1330 nucleotides. RefSeq lists its product as uncharacterized. Gene Ontology annotation, biological process: sensory perception of smell; detection of chemical stimulus involved in sensory perception of smell. The record is from RefSeq and is a predicted model, not a curated record. Lineage: Eukaryota; Metazoa; Arthropoda; Insecta; Hemiptera; Aphididae. Gene Ontology annotation, cellular component: plasma membrane. Gene Ontology annotation, molecular function: odorant binding; olfactory receptor activity.